Messenger RNA from Cydia pomonella (codling moth), 5847 nucleotides. RefSeq names its product caskin-2 (gene ckn). Gene Ontology annotation, cellular component: focal adhesion; axon. The coding region runs from base 360 to 2951 and encodes 863 amino acids. Lineage: Eukaryota; Metazoa; Arthropoda; Insecta; Lepidoptera; Tortricidae. Gene Ontology annotation, biological process: cell surface receptor protein tyrosine phosphatase signaling pathway; axonogenesis. Gene Ontology annotation, molecular function: signaling adaptor activity; protein phosphatase binding. The record is from RefSeq and is a predicted model, not a curated record. The transcript has 11 exons.
CCGGAGCAGUCGCGGGACUUGUUGGGUGCGAUGUUCUGGCGGGAAGAGCAAGGGGGAACGGCUACCGCGCGACUCGCGUCGCUUGCACUCCGCGCUCAGUUUCUCACCCGCGCUCGUUGUGAACGCACGCGCGCUCCGCUCAGUGAACGAAACGUGUAUCCAAUUUAAACUUGUGACAAAACUUAGUGCACGGACGUGAGUCUUAAGUGGAUCUCAGUGCAGUGUCAGUGACGUUCCAUUAUGAAUGUGUGCUUUAUGUGCUGAAACUAAUUACCCUCGUGAGUUUCUGGAAACUUAAGCCGAUGGUCCUCUUGAAUAGUAACAUGAAAAUAAAUGGUUCAAGAUAAUUAGAGUUCAGAAUGACCAUAGACAGAGCUGGCAGACCGCCUGCGCCGCGGCGGGCCUCCUCAACCUACAGAAGCUACGAUGAACUCGGGAUCAUUGACAGAGGAAGACCACUACGAUAUCGCCACGGUGGCAUAGAAGACCUCACAGGCUUGGAGUCUAGAACCUACAGAACAUACAACGCACAGGACUUCGAUGACAUCACUGUAAUCAGCUCCGAAGAGGUCCCAAAACCUAAAAGGAAAACAAUGGAAGGGUUCGCAAACGGUUUCAGAAGAACGUUUUCCGUGCGAAGCAGAAGAGAGGAACCUGAAGGGAUUCCAAUGGACACUUUUAGUACUCAUGAGGAUAAUUUUGCUACAGUCAGAGGUGCGCCUUUCGGAAGGCGUCGCUCUUUGUCACGUGAUAGAGGAAGCUCAUUACUUGCCAGGAGUUCUUCGGAAGGGGAUGUCAGGCCAGUGCCUGCUCGGGCGCCAGCGCCAGCGCCCCGUCUCCACCGCUGUCUCCGCGCACUCGGCGGUAGCUGGAAGAACCUUUUACUACUGGGCGGAAUGUCCCGCGGCGGCGCCGCCGCCGGCAAGACGGCUACGGCGAAGCGCGUCCCGCCGCCCGCCGUGCCCGGCGACGCGUUCAGCCCGCAGCACCGCCACUCGGGGUCCUCCUUCGGCUCGCAGGGCUACGCGUCGUGCGAGGAGCAGCCCUACCCGCAGCCGCCUGACACGCCGUCCCACACACGAGAUGACCACUCCGACUACGGCAGCACUGUGUCCGGGGUUUCCGGCGUCUCGGGCGCCAGUGGGAGCCUGGGCAAGAGCCCCGCGGGCGGGGGCACGUUCACGUUCCCGCCGCCGUCGCAGCCCCUCACGCACAAGGCGGCGGUUUACUACCACCAUCAGCUCGCGCUCAGCGACGACCAGGGGAUCGACAUGACGCAGAGCCCAGGCCGCGACAGUCCCGGUUCUUCCUCAGGCUCGGCCGGCUCCGGAUCCAGGCACUCUUCAGCAUCACUGGACAGCGGGCGCGCGUCAGGCCGCAUGCCACACCACCACCACGCGGCUUGCCACUGUGGAGACACGGCUGACCGAGUUAGGGCUAUGAUCGCUCAGGGGCUACCUGACCCCGACAUCAUCCACGCUUGGCUAGCAGACCUCCAGAUGGAAGAAUACGCGCGUCUCUUCAUCGAAGCCGGCUACGACCUGCCCACGGUCACACGGAUGACUCCUGAGGAUCUCACGGCAGUGGGCAUUAAGAAGCCGAACCACAGGAAGCGGUUAAAGGCAGAGCUCGCUAAUCUGAAUGUGCCGGACAACCUUCCUGAUUAUAUACCGGGCUCAUUAGAAGAGUGGUUGCGGCUGUUGAGGCUGGAGGAGUACGGGCCCGCGCUCGUGGCGCAGGGGUAUCGCACCGUCCAUGACGUCACACAACUCGCGUGGGAGGAUCUAGAAGACAUGGGCAUAGUUCGUCUCGGACACCAAAAGAAAAUCCUCCUGGCGAUCAAAAGAGUAAAAGAUAUUAGAGCGGGAAAAAGAAGCAUCAGCAACCAAGGGUCUUUGGACUUCACCAGAAUACAGCCCAAUCAGGAUUUAUAUCCGAGGGAGCUGCAUUACCAGCCUUGGCAGACACAUGAGCGGAGUUACCAUAAACCUCCCGAUCUUACCUUUGACGCCCUACCGACGCCUCUAUGUGGCACUGAUUUGGUCCCCAUUCAGAUCCGCCACCCGCGCGGGAAAUCUCUAGAGAGUCUCGAGGACCCAUCGGAGCGGUCCUCGCACACGACGUUCUCGCCGGAGGGCUUCUACUACGGCGCGGGGCAGUGGCGCCGCUCGUACGACGACGGCGACAUCACGCCCACCAACGACAGCUACGAGGGCGGCGGCACGCUGCCGCGCCCGCGGGGCCUCGUGCGGCCGCGGCCCGUGGCGAAGAUCGCCGCCACUCCGGCGUACCGAGAGAAGUCCCCCGACUACGCGUACGACGAGCUGGCGUACUCGGCGCGGCUGCAGCGCGUGGCGUACGGCGCGAGCCCGCACGUGGCGCGCAAGCCGCCGCCCGAGCCGCCGAAACGCCAGUCGUCGCAGUACGCGCCGUUCUCGCGCUUCGGGCAGACGACGGUGGAGAUCCACCCGGAGAAGAGCCUGCCGCUGAGCCUGCCGGCGUACCCGAGCUCGGACUCGCUGUCGGUGUCGCUGGACAGCACGGGGCUGCUGCCGCCGCCGCCCGCGCCCGCCAGCCCGCCGCGCCGCUACGACGACGACAAGCUGCGGACCGGCUCCGAUGCUAGCUUUAAGUCGAGUUCGAGUACAGAAUCGGAUAGCAUUCCAUUUGCGAACGAGAACGCGGGAACGAUAAAGCAGAACCGCGGCCAAAUCGCCGGCCGGCCGCACACGGUGGACUACGGCAGAACGGGCAUCGGCCUCACCAACCUCCCGCCACGAAACCCGGACAUCAAGCCGACCACUCCACACACUCUCCCUGAAAAGGACGAGGGAAAAAGCACAGAGCCCGUAGACGUACUCAACGAUAUUGGAAACAUGCUGGCCAACCUCACUGACGAACUAGACGCGAUGCUGGAAGAAGAGAAACGUCAAGGUCUCACCGACUCGUAAAAAAACUUGGAAUAGAGAUGUGUCUAGAAACCGGUAAAUUGUUUUUUGGAUUUACUAAAAAUUAAAUAUCUUUAGUGGGUUUCUAGAUUUUCUUUAUUCGAAACGUUUAAAAAAAGAAUGAAUUGAAUUUUUGUGAAAAUCGAAUUGGUUUUAAAUUUAAUUCCAAAGAUAGUUACUGUCAUGGUCUAUGAAAUAAAUUGGGAUUAUCAUUUUAUGUUUUCACCUGGACGUAAAAAAAAUACAUAGUGUACAUCGGCAAUAAUAUAAGCAAUCAUAUGUAUUAUUUGGAACAGAUACGAAAAUGUAUAUCACCACAAAAUCGCAUCUUGCCAAUAGGUAACUAUAUAAGUAAUCGUGUAAACAAAUCAAUCACACCUGCCUUUAUUGCAAUACAAAUAAUACUUUUCUAUAAAAACAUAAUGUGUUACAAACUGUAAACUGUAAUCUAUUACUUUAUAAAAUACCUUUAACACUGCGAUUUAGUUAAUCAAAAUAGAUUACUCAUAUUAAUUUUCUUUAAGGUAUGUUUGCCGAAAUAUCUUUGUGUAAAUAAAACUCGUAAAAGUGAUUAGUUUCCUCUCCCAAUUUUUAUGUAAAAUUGUGUGUUUAUAUUGUUCUUUAUUAUGUAUUUAAAUUAAUUAACGAUAGUUCCUUGUUUAACAUUUAAAAAUACAUAUAUGUGUUUCGUUUCAUUAAAAAUUAGAUAUAGACGAAUCCAAAAACAGAUGAAAGUGUCUAUUUUUGUAAAUAUUGUUUUACUUAAAUUAUGACAUAAUAGAUACAAAUAUUAUCCAGUAGCUAGAUUUCCAUGUACAAUAAAAUUGUAGAGUACUUGGGUAUGAUGUAGGAUUUAUUAGUUAGAAUUUAUACAAAAUAUUAGCACUAGUUAUAGUGACAUUAGGGGUUAUUAUUAUGACAAAAUGUAUCAUAGACAUUCGUAUAAAAUAGCGAUAGACCUCAUAGUAAUUGUAUAACACAACCUCUGUAUACAUGGACAUGCUCAUUCGCUUUACACUUCCAAGUUAUUUUUUUAAAUCUUUGGCUUUGGCAACACAGUUUCAGCUUUCGAUUUGGUAAUCAAGCUCUAUUGUUAACACAACUCCUAAACAUGUUUCUUACGUUUGUAUACAAAAUUAAAAAUACUACUACCAAAAAAAAUACGAACUUCUGUACUUUGUAACUUCCCAUGUCCACAUAGAACGUGAUAUCUAGCGGCCAUACAAUAAAAUAAAUAGGUAAUCGAAGGUAGUCUUCACAACAAUAGUGAUGCGACAACGGCACCGGUUUAUCGGUUUUUAUGACACUUGUCGCAUCACUGUAGCUGUCGAUAUAGUUAUGUUUAACACUGCCUUACCUAUUAGAUACUCGUGAUACUAACAUCGUGUACGUUUAAAACAAAAUAACUUUCAUACUAAAACGUAGCGCAAUAUGAAGUACGCAUUAAGCUUAACUCUGUAAAUAUCUGUAAUAGAAAUCAGUGUUUCUACAUUUAUAAUUCAGUCUUCUUUAAUAACAGCUCGUAUUUAGAAGUUUUGUAUACCUGCCUAUGAUAAGAUACAAGUGUAACCCUUGUUUAGCCGUCACACUAUUUGUUAAUGUGGCCAGAUAAUAAGAAAUCUUGGAAAAUUAUAACUAAUAACAUAUUUGAUGAUAGAGUGGAACCUCUUAAAUUCUAAACUGCUAUACUUGAUUAUCUGAACCAACUCCAUGUGAUCAUAGACAUUAUAUGUAAUAUUAUGUUGCUAUCUAGAAUUCGUCGAUGCCCUGCGUACAUUUAGUUGCUGUAGAUAAUUGGAUACCUUCUGUACCUUUAUUAUUAUAAGUAUCUUGUCUCUGGUCAUUACGUAAUAUGGUUUCGCUACUGCAAGUGGUUAAUCAAUUUAUAUAUAGAAAGAAAAUACACAAGUCGAAAUGUCUGAUUCCUCUUACAUGUUUUGAGGGACGUUUUCAUUAUGUACCUCUUACAGGCGAUUUUGAGUUUUAGUUAUUCGAUCUCAUUCAAAUAUGAUACAGAUCAGUAUCAGGUCAGUUGGAUUAAUCGUUUUUUUUUUCUCAUUCUUUGGGAAUAUAGUCAUGACGCGCGUGUAGUUUUAUACUGUAAAGGUGCGACCAGACCGAAGCUUAAAAAACGGUCACGAUACGGAAUCGCAGUGACGCGUCGUAUGCGUACCGUUUUUGACGCAUGCUCCCCACACCGCUGCUGUAAAGUCCGAUAUCCGCCUUGCAAUCGAAGUUAAAAACAGAAUUAUUAACUCGGGCGACACAGACAUAUUAAAUAUAUUAAUAACGGGUCACUCACGUACAGUCGAAAAACCUGCGCCGCCGCCGGUCCGCCAACCUUCUGCCUGCCUGCGAGCUCCUGACGAUACUGCUCGGUAAGGAAAGAAACAUCUCGAGCGUUUUUCCGCGUAAAUUAUGCGUGUGACCCGUUUUUAAUAUAUUUAAUAUAUCUCUGGUAUUAUUACUCAUUUAAUCCUCAACUUAUAUCGAUUAUCCUCUUCUCGUCACGAGGACCAAUAGAUUGCCUUGUUUAUAAAUAAAUAUUAUGGGACAUUAUUACACAAAUUGACUAAGUCCCACAGUAAGCAAUUACACAGUCCCACAGUGAGAAAUGUUUAUGAAUCAUAAAUUUAUGGUGGGUUACUUUAAUGCCCUCUUUAUCUGCUAUUACAAACUUUCAGUAGCUAAGCUAUACUUUAUACGAUAACUGGAAGGUGCUAGACCUGUUACAGGAGUCAUUUAUUUUCGCAAAUUACUUCCCACAUGUUCUGCGUCGAACUAGUCAAAAUUAAACGAGUGACGGCCACUGAACGCCAUGUUCUAAUGGAGCAGCUUAUUACAUUCUUAUUUAUAGUUGAGUUCUUAUUUGAAUAAAUAUAUUUGUAAUAUUCUAAAA